This is a messenger RNA of Dictyostelium purpureum, 2142 nucleotides long. RefSeq lists its product as uncharacterized. NCBI's taxonomy places the organism in Eukaryota, Evosea, Eumycetozoa, Dictyosteliales, Dictyosteliaceae. The annotation marks the transcript as partial. The record is from RefSeq and is a predicted model, not a curated record. The transcript has 2 exons.
UAUUCAACAUUUAAUAAUAUUAAAAGUUUAAGUUUAAAUCAUAAUUCUAUUACAAGCCAACUUCCAACAAUAUUUUCAUCAACAAAAAUUCAAUACUUGGAUCUUAGUAGUAAUACUCAAAUGACAGGUACCAACAUUGAUGAAUCUUAUUGUAAUACAGUUUUAAUUCUUACAGGUAACACUAAAAUUACAGGUUCAUUACCAGACUGUUACAGAGGUCAUUUAUAUGAUGCCACCAUUUCCAAUUGGUUUGCAAAUACUGGCUUAACAAUAGUUCCAUUGGAUACAUUAGAGAUUAUACCAAAUAUGAAAAUAAUUAAUGGCAAAACUUAUAUUUUUGGACAAAAUGUUGGUUUCUUAGGCAGUUCAAUUAAAACAUCCCCAUCAAUUUCUUUCAGCUUGGAUGUACCAAAUCUCAGUUUUUAUUCAAACACUACAACCUCAGCUUUAUAUACAGUAACAUUUUCAAGUGCAAACAAUAAAGUGUUUUAUCUUAGCAAUGACCCACUUUAUCCAAUACCUUCAAAUAUUUUUAUAACUUCAUCUGAUGGAGCUAUUUCAAUUAAAGGAAGUUAUUUCUCUUAUAAUGAAAGUUUAGUUAGUGUUACAAUCGAUGGCUCUCCAUGUAUUCUUUCUCAAGCACCAACUUUUAAUGAAAUUGUUUGUAAACUUUCAUCAUUUAAUUCCACCAAAACAAAAGUACCAGCCAUUAUUACAAUCGAUCAAGAAACAAGUAAGUUUACAUUGGAAUCUCUCUUACCAGGAACAGAAAAUAUUAUUACAGAUUGUCCAAAUAGUUGCUCAAAUCAUGGUUCCUGCAAUUUAGAUACAUCCAAAUGUACAUGUGAUAGUGGAUGGACAUCAAAGGAUGAUUGCUCAUCGGCAGUUGUGCAAUGUAAAGACCCAACAUGCUCAGGACAUGGUACUUGCUCUACAUCAACCGGCAUUUGCCUCUGUGAAUCACUUUACAUUGGUGAGACAUGCUCAUUACCAAAUCAAUUCAUUAGCUCAGUACAAUCUCCAGGUGAACUCGGUGGUUUAACUACUUUAAGAGGAUGGUUUGGUGAUGUCCAUGAUGGAUUAAAAAUUCAAAUUGGCAACCAAGCUUGUUCAUUAAUUAAUGUUACUGUAAAAGAAAUUAAUUGCACUGUUGGCCCAGGCAAAGGCGAGCAAGUAGUUUCAAUCACGCAAAAUGGUAUUAGUUGGAGUGGUCAGAAUUUAUUCCGUUAUUAUAGUGGUCUAUUCAGAUGCUUAAAUGACUGUAUGGAAGAUUUAUCGCAUGGUGUCUGUGAUUCUACCAAUGGUAUUUGUCAAUGUUUUGACGAUUGGUCUGGUUUUGAUUGUAAUUCAAAAGAUAAUGGUAACAGUCAAACAUCACCUGGCGGUGUUACAAAUGGUGAUGUAUCUUAUGAUAUUUCUGUUUACAAAAUUGUUGAGUAUUCAAUAACCGGAGAAAUGCUCUUUGAAUACUUUUUACAAAACUCUUGGGUUAUUGAUAAAGAAAAUACAAAUCAAAAUAUUCAUAAAUUCACCCAAUACAUUGGAUCUACUGGUGCCACAGUCGAAUCUACAAUCGAGGAGGUCAAGGUUCAAGAAAAGAGAGAGUUUGGAGGUGUAGUAUUCGAAGUUAAACCAGGCUCAAUUAAAUUUUCAGUUAGUAUUAAAAACUAUCAAUAUCAAAGUAGUCUUAGUACCAUUCAACUACAAAUUAAAUCAGUCGCAACCUCUGAAGACGAUUGUAAUUUUGAUCCAGAGGUCAAAGAAAGUGAUGGUAAUGAUUUAAAUUAUCUUACAAUCACCAAAAAUGAUAAAAGAUUAUAUGGACGUUUCAUCAAUACAGUUAUUAGCGAUGGUCAAUCUACCUAUUCCUCAAGUAAAAUGUUAAAUACAACCGAUAAAAAUGAAAUCCUUUUUGGAUUAAAUUUACCACAUUGCACUGAAGAGUGUAUUAUCGAUCCAGACUUUUCUGUUUUAGUUGACCCAAAUAUUAAUAAAAAAUGUAACUCUAGAGCAUGGGUAUUACCUGUAGCAAUUGUUAUACCAUGUGUAGUUGUAUCAGCUUUAGUAGUAGCAGGAAUUGUAUAUUAUAAAAAGAAUCGUACAGUGAUUCAAAUCAAGUUAAAAACCUUAAGGGAUAAAUAA